This is a messenger RNA of Malassezia japonica, 393 nucleotides long. RefSeq names its product Exosome non-catalytic core component (gene SKI6). The transcript has a single exon. Bases 1 to 393 code for a protein of 130 amino acids. Gene Ontology annotation, cellular component: cytoplasmic exosome (RNase complex); nucleolus; nuclear exosome (RNase complex). Gene Ontology annotation, biological process: nuclear mRNA surveillance; U4 snRNA 3'-end processing; poly(A)-dependent snoRNA 3'-end processing. The record is from RefSeq and is a predicted model, not a curated record. Lineage: Eukaryota; Fungi; Basidiomycota; Malasseziomycetes; Malasseziales; Malasseziaceae.
AUGCUGAUCGCAGGUGUUCUCCCCACAUCAAUUAAUGCGUGCACGCUGGCGCUGAUGGACGCUGGUAUUCCCAUGGCCGACUAUGUGACGGCUCUUACUUGCGGCCUCUAUGGCUCCACGGCGCUCCUGGAUCUCAACCUGACCGAGCAGUCAGACCUCCCCUUUGUCACUAUGGCGGUCCUGCCCCGUUCUGGCAAGGUCCCUCUGAUGCUGCUGGACACUCGUAUCCAUAUGGACCGAUUUUCUGCCAUGGUCGGCGUCUGUGUGGACGCUACGCAAGUGAUCCGGGACGAGAUGGAUGUUGCUAUGCGGUACCGGACGGAAAAACUCGCUCAGGCGAUGAGCGGCGCGCGGCAGGGGCCUACGGCCGAUGCUAUGGCCCAGGACGCAUAG